Molecule: messenger RNA, 846 nt
Organism: Aspergillus puulaauensis
Lineage: Eukaryota; Fungi; Ascomycota; Eurotiomycetes; Eurotiales; Aspergillaceae
Product: class I SAM-dependent methyltransferase
Exons: 1
Coding region: 1-846 (281 amino acids)
Molecular function (GO): S-adenosylmethionine-dependent methyltransferase activity
Source: RefSeq, a predicted model, not a curated record
AUGUCCUCAGCACCCACACCAGCACCCGGCACCGCAGCAGCCGCAUUCGACAAGUCCAGCGAUGCAUACGAGCGAAUGACCGGCGGAUGCACCAGGGAAGUCGCGCAGUUCCUGCUAACCCUUGAACCAAAGGUAGAAACAUCAUCUAUAAUCCUCGACAACGCCUGCGGGACUGGGAUAAUGACAUCCGAAAUCCUGGGUCUGUUCCCCAAGGCAAAACCCAAGAUAUUCGCAGCAGACCUCGCCCCGUCCAUGGUUGCUAAUUUCAGUAACAUGGCUCGUGCCAAAGGAUGGAUAAAGGAUGGCUACGACGGAUUGAUGAUCUCUGUUAUGGAUGCGGAGGAUUUGACGUACCCUGAUAAUACGUUCACGCAUUCGUAUACGAACUUAGGGUUUCCGUUCUUCCCGCAGGCUGAGAAGGCUGCUGCUCAUGUGUAUCGAACUUUGAAGGUCGGAGGGACUGCAUUUAUCUCGACUUGGUCGAAACUCGGGUACCUCAGGCCAGUUCACGAAGCCCAGCUAAGAGUCCACCCGGACUCAAAGCCGUGGGAAAUACCGAUGCCAAAGGAGUGGCUCACGAAGGAAAGGCUUGUGGAGGUGCUCGGGAAGGGAGGGUUUGAAAGUGGGAAGAUCCGGGUUCAGGAGAGGACUGUGGGAUACAGAGGGAAGGAUGUGGAUGAUUUGAUAGACAUCAUGAAAGCAUCGUUUCGAGACUAUGUUACGAAUGGGUGGUCCGAGAGCGAGAAGGAGCAAUGGGUUGAGGAGCUCCGUAAUAGUCUGCGCGAGGAGGAGACGGCAAUGGCCAGGGUCGAGAUGGUUGCAUGGGUAGCUGUUGCGCAGAAAUAA